Macrobrachium nipponense is the source of this 5165-nucleotide messenger RNA. Its product is annotated as zinc finger protein 665-like. Gene Ontology annotation, cellular component: nucleus. NCBI's taxonomy places the organism in Eukaryota, Metazoa, Arthropoda, Malacostraca, Decapoda, Palaemonidae. Gene Ontology annotation, biological process: regulation of transcription by RNA polymerase II. The transcript has a single exon. Gene Ontology annotation, molecular function: DNA-binding transcription factor activity, RNA polymerase II-specific; RNA polymerase II cis-regulatory region sequence-specific DNA binding. Bases 1958 to 3151 code for a protein of 397 amino acids. The record is from RefSeq and is a predicted model, not a curated record.
GUGCGUACGAUAACGCUAGUGCGAAGAAGAAUGCCUUUACGUAGAGCAUUGUUACGAUCCCGCGAUAGUUUGUAGGAAAUAGUUCUUUCCAAAACUACUGCUUUGGGUUAUUACCUAUUCUACAAAUACCAUAGUUCCCUAAUUAUAUGUCAAUAUUACUGUUACAGCAGGUGACGUUGGAGGCGUGAGGUAUACUUCAGGCGGGACACGGAACUCUGCAGUAGAAGAGGGUGGACGUUCUAAUAGUUGUGCGUUGCGAGUGUGAUUUUGGCUAUACUUCGGUGGUCGUCCUGGGAAUCGUGCAUCGUUGGCUACGAAGGUAGCGAAUUUAUGGAGAAAGCGCGCUUUGUGGAAGCUGAAUGCUUCAAUGAACUUGCACGGUAUAUAUUCCCGGACGAUGUAGUUGAUGAGGAUUCGUCUCAACGAGGAAGUUAGCCCUGUUGUUGAUUGUUGGUAGCAACCAUGUGAUUUGUCCCUCUUGCAGAUGUUCCCGUGGGGUGUCCCCCUGAUCAUUUGGAUCAAUAUUAUUAAUUAUAUAAUACUUGCCUCACCUCCGUUUAAGAAACUGUAACUUUCAGAAUUUCAUUGCCUAGUUAACUAUUGUAACUUUCACUUGGAUUGUUUUGUAACGUUUUCCAUUACUAAGUUUAUAUGUUUAUGGGGUUUUCUUUUGUUAAUAAUUAUUUAAAAUGUUUUCGUAUGUUUUAUUAUUCCACUCUAAUGUUUCUGCUGAAGAUCAUUAUUAUUAAAGCUAAAGCUAUAUAAAUAUAAUGUGAUAAAAGGACAAUGAAUUAAAUAUGUUAUGCGCCUGAAUCUGGCGGCAAUAAACUUUUAAGUAUUUAAGAAUUGGUCCGUAACAAGCAUGAUGGGAGAGAUGCUGAACAAUAGGAGAGCAGGAUCUUAUGGCGGUGACUAGCAUCAGGAACCAAUGGGAGAGUGGGAGGAUGGUGGCGAGUCUAAUCAGUUGGCGGUGUGCGAGUUUUAAAAUUGUUAUUGGUGGUCGGGGCGAAUCUCGGGACUUUACAGCAACAACCUUUCGUAUCCUGAACUAUUUUCGUAUGUAGAGCCAAAAAAAUCUUCGUAUUUGCUUUCAUAACUCGAAUUUUUCAUAAGUUGACUUAUGGUUAGGCUAGCUCAGGAAUGUGGGCUAAUUGCAUUAUAUGAAGUAUACUUUUUUUUUUUUAUUAUAUGGUAUGAAGAAAGAGUUCAAAGAAAUAAAAUACAUAAGUUAUGAAAUGAUUUAGUGAAAAUAUAUGAGUAAUAAAAUAUAAUAAAAAGUGGUGUGUGAACUUUGCAAAAUAAGUUGGCAACUAGGCUGGAUGUAUGUGGAAUUAAUUUGCAAGACUGUUUACAUAGGGCUUCAUUUUGAGGGGUUGUAUUCUAUAUUCUGUGAUUUUCUGUUGUACAGCAGUGGCUGCCUGGUCCCAAGGUUCCCUGAUUUAAGAGUUUGGACUGUGUCAUGCUUACAGGUUUCAGUGCUCAUGGCAGUUUUGUGUGAGAAAAUACUCUUUUAUUAGGCUUCUGAUUUGUUUAUCUGGAAAAGGGCAAGAGGCUUUAAAAAAUUGCUUUUUCAUUUUCAUAGACAUACUUCUCAUUGUUUUUACUAAUUGUGUUGUAUUUUCUCAUUUCAGACACCCUUCCAUCAAGAAUAUUGUAAUUUCUGGAGAUUUUUGUAGGAAAUUUAGGACUGAGGGCAAAAGGUGACAUACAUUGGUUGAUGUUACCAGAUAUUCUUGUCAUGUUUAAUGUUUCGGUAUAGUUUAUUGUCCUGGUAUAUGAAGUGGGAAGUCUGCUUUUGUUGUGUAGCACAUUGACACCUGUGGUAACUGUACACUUUCCAUGAUUGGAAAAACUGAAGCAGUUUUGAAAAAGAUACUAAUGCUCACACGAGAAAGGAGAUAUUUGUUUGUAAAAUAUUGGAAAUCAGUUUUGUUGGAAAUGCCACCUCAGAACAUGAAUGUCAGCUCACACUGGAGGGAGGCAGUUCAGGUUCCACAAAUGUGGUAAAGUGUUUUCCCAGAAACAAAACACCAUGGAAAGAAGGCCCAAAAAUGGGAAAGCUUUUUUAAAAAAAACUCAUCCUAAUCGUCAUACGAGGACUUACAUUGUGGGGAAUCCAUUUAAAUGUAAAUACUGUGGGAAAGAAUAUUUUCAAAAAACUCAUUUUGAAAGUCAUAUGAGGGAUCACAUUAGAAAGAAAUCAUUUAAAUGUAAUGACUAUGGGGAAGUAUUUUCUCAUAAAAGUAAUCUUAACAAGCACAUGAGGCUUCACACUGGAGAGAAACCAUUUAAAUGUAAUGAGUGUGAGAAAGCAUUUUCUGUGAAAGGUCAUCUUCAACGUCAUAUGAGGGUUCACACUGAAGAGAAACCAUUUAAAUGUAAUGAGUGUGAGAAAGCAUUUUCUGUGAAAGGUAAUCUUCAACGUCAUAUGAGGGUUCACACUGAAGAGAAGCCAUUUAAAUGUAAUGACUGUCUGAAAUCAUUUUCUCAGAGAGAACAUCUUAACAUUCAUAUGAGGGUUCACACUGGAGAGAAACGAUUUACAUGUAAUGACUGUGGGAAAGGAUUUCCUGAGAAAGGUCAUCUUCAACGUCAUAUGAGGGUUCACACUGGAGAGAAGCCAUUUAAAUGUAAUGACUGUCUGAAAGCAUUUUCUCGGAGAGAACAUCUUAACAUUCAUACUAUGAGGGUUCACACUGGAGAGAAACCAUUUAAAUGUAAUGAGUGUGAGAAAGCAUUUUCUGUGAAAGGUCAUCUUCAACGUCACAUAAGGGUUCACACUGAAGAGAAGCCAUUUAAAUGUAUUUACUGUCUGAUAGCAUUUUCUCGGAGAGACAGGCUUAACAUUCAUAUGAGGGUUCACACUGAAGAGAAACCAUUUAAAUGUAAUGAGUGUGAGAAAGCAUUUUCUGUGAAAAGUAAUCUUCAACGUCAUAUGAGGGUUCACACUGAAGAGAAACCAUUUAAAUGUAAUGAGUGUGAGAAAGCAUUUUCUGUGAAAAGUAAUCUUCAACGUCAUAUGAGGGUUCACACUGAAGAGAAACCAUUUAAAUGUAAUGAGUGUGAGAAAGCAUUUUCUGUGAAAGGUAAUCUUCAACGUCAUAUGAGGGUUCACACUGAAGAGAAGCCACUUAAAAGUAAUGACUGUUAGAAAGCAUUUUCUAGUAAAGGUCAUAUUGAAUAUCAUAUAAUGAAUCACACUGGAGAGAAACCAUUUAAAUGUAAUGACUGUGGUAAAGUAUUUUCUCGUAAAGAUAAAAUUAUCAAGCGUGUGAGGAUUCACACUAGCGAGAAGCUAUUUAAAUGUAAUGACUGUGGGAAAGCAUUUCCUCGGAAAGGUAAUCAUUCAUAUGAAGGUUUACACUGGAUGUAAGAAAAACAUAAACCAGUGAGAGGCCAUUUAAAUGUAAUGAUUGUGGGAAAGCUUUUUCUCUAAGAGAUAACCAUAGACACCAGGUGGGGUCCUAUUGCACCCCUGAUAUAAAUUGAAAAUUAAGAAAAACAUAAGCCAGAGAGAUACAGUCACAGAGAGGAGAAACUUGGAAUUGGAAAGUGGAAUGACCAUAGAAGGGCGGGAAGAUUUCAAGAAGAACAGGAAAAAAGGUGCAUAGACAAAGAAGAAUUAUUUAGAUGGAUAAGAAAUGGAGAUCUAGGUUAUAAUGAAGAAAUGCUGGUAAUAUGGCUUCAAGAAAAUGGCAGGCAUAUCAGGAAGUGACCAGUGUAGGUUUUGUCAUGCAGCAGUUGGAGUGAUCAUCAUCUGAUAUCAGCCUGCCAGACCCUGCUUGCAGAUGGUCACUACACAGCCUGCCACAGCAAGAUCUGGAAAUAUAUGCAUUGGAAAAUAUGUAAAAAUUACAGAAUUGAAGUAAAAGAAAAAGUGUGGGAGUAUGAACCAGAUCCAGUCACCUCCAAGAGGACUGUUACCAUCUUUUAUGACAAGGAUAUUCAAACAGGAAGAUAUAGUGUAGGAGGUGCCAUAAAGCCUGAUAUUGUGAUCUGGAACAAGGAAGAAAAAACAGAAAAGAUUAUAGAUGUGAAAGUACCCAGUGACUUUGGCCUCAAUAGAGCUGAAAGUCACAAAAUAACAAAAUUCCAAGACCUAAAGAAUGACCUGAAAAGCACAUGGGAACUGAAGGAAAUAGGAAUAAUACCUGUGGUGGUAGAGUCAACAGGACUUAUAAAAAAAACCUGAGAAAAUACCAAGUUGCCCAAGUAUAAAUGAGGUGCAGAUUGCUGCCCUCCAAGGAACGGUAAAGAUCUUGAAAAGAGCCCUCAAAUAUAAGACUAGUGGAAUAUAGAGGUACAACCAUAGACCCCAGUCAAGGGCCCAUUGCACCCUUGGGAACAACCUCGCCCUCUUGGUUAACCUCAUCUAUGUGUGGGAUAUCGUCUGAGUAUUGCAACAUCGCAGGUUAUUGUUGUUUCUCAUCAGUGUUUGUGACCUCCUGCCUUGCAUGUUUUAGAUGAUCACCUCAUCUUUGUUAGCCCUGUUGUGGUUGCAUUUGUUUAACACAGUCAUGUUUAUUUCUUGUUUGGGGCUAAGGGAUGUAUUGUGACAAAGAUCUCACAAUAUUCAAGUGUCUUAUUGCUUUUUAUGUAGUAUGUAUAAUUGUGCAAUGUAUACCUUUUGUUAUGAUAGUAUUUUGCAGGAGUAGUGUGUUUAAGCUUGCCUCAUUAAUGCUGUUGCUAAAAUAGUAACUAUUUUGGAUGUGUGGUUGUUUUUACUUUUGCUUUAUCUGUAAUUUCAGAUUUAAUUUUUGAGGUCAUAAGAUUUUACUGGCUCUGUUUAAUGUAGUAAUUGAAGUCAUUUGAUUCACAUAUUUUUUUCUGACUCUCUUAAAUAUAAUACUUGUGCUGUUAAUGGCUAUGAUUGAUGUUUAUUUAUUGAUUUUUGGCAUUUACAUAUUUACUCUUUUUGGCUUUGAAUGUUAUGCUUCUUGUGUAUUUAUAUUACUGACUCAAUUUUUAUGAAUUUAGUGGCUGUUAAAAUAACUAUAAUAUUUAAUGUAACUAUGAUGUUUAGUUAACUUUUGGUCAUUUAUUUUACUGACUCAUUUUGUUUUGCUUUUGAUCAUUGUUUCUUGGCCAUUUAUGUACUGACUUUAUGAUGUUAUUUUAUAACUUUUUCAUGCCCAUCUACUUAUGAACCGGACUCAUUUGUAUAG